Messenger RNA from Octodon degus (degu), 1724 nucleotides. RefSeq names its product coiled-coil domain containing 83 (gene Ccdc83). The record is from RefSeq and is a predicted model, not a curated record. The coding region runs from base 94 to 1335 and encodes 413 amino acids. The transcript has 11 exons. Lineage: Eukaryota; Metazoa; Chordata; Mammalia; Rodentia; Octodontidae.
GCCGCCCCGGCCCCGCUCCGGAAGGCGGCCGCGUUACCUGAGCCCGCGGCUCGUCCAGAGUGGAAGUAUAUUUCUUACUAGCUGUCUGGAGCAAUGGACAGUGCGGGGAAAGCAAAUAAAAAGGAGGCACCAACUGGACCCCUCAAGGAAGCCAGACUGCCUGCCAAUGAAGCCCUGCUGGACUAUCACCGUCAAAUAAAGGAACACUCAGUAGAGAGAUUUAUGUUUCAAAUUAAGAAGCUUAGGGAAAAGAACCAAAAGUAUCACGAAAGGAAUAGACGCUUGAAGGAAGAACAGAAUUGGCACAUAAAGAACUUACUAAAGGAGCUGAAGGAGAAGAAGGCCGAUGGGUUACCAGUGGUGACGAGAGAGGAUGUUGAAGAGGCAAUGAAGGAAAAAUGGGAGUUUGAGAGAAACCAGGAGAAGAACUUGAGAGAUAUGCGCACACAAAUAAAUAAUGCUGAGAAACUAUUUCUUGAGAAACUCGGUGAAAAGGAAUAUUGGGAAGAGUACAAGAACGUAGGGAGCGAACAGCAUGCUAAACUCAUUACCUCCUUGCAAAAUGACAUCAAUAAAGUUACAGAGAAUGCAGAGAAAAUGUCAGAACAGUAUAAAAUCACUCUGGAAGAUACUAGGAAGAGGAUAAUCAGAGACACUUUACUGCAACUGGACCAAAAGAAAGAAUGGGCCACACAGAAUGCUGUAAGUUUAAUUGACAGGGGAAGUUACCGAGAGAUCUUGGAGAACGACUGGCUAAAAAGAGAGGUUACAGUUCACAGGAAGGAAGUUGAAGAGCUAGAAAAUACUGUUCAUGAACUGGAAGAAGAAAACUUGGUGCUUAUCAACCAGCUAUUCAGUUGUAGACUUGUGGAUCUCAAAAUUCCCAGACGGCUGUAUUUUAGUCAAGCUGCCGGACAGAAAGCGCCACCUGAGGAAAUGCCUUUGGAGUUUGCGGGAACACAUAUAGAGAAGUCUACGCUGCAGCCCAUAGACGAACACAGGGACACACUGAGCUCGCUGGGAGAGCACAAGUCCUUCCCCCUCAGCCCUGAGGACAGCAGCGGCAGCGUCCAGCGCCUGGUGACAGAGGAAGUGGGCGGCUCCUGUGCGGAGUUUGAGGACUCUCAUGUGAGAUACUUACUGUAUGAAGAUGAGUGGGACUUCAAGGAGCACGUGGAUUUGGGGCCGCUGGCAGUGAAGCUCAUGCGCGUGGAGAGCAGGAAGAUGCCCAUCCAUUCCCAAGAAAAGGAGGCCUCCGUCCGAUUUGACGACGACGUGGGCAGUCCAGAAAACCGCGUCACGUACAAGAUGAUGAAGUCUUUUCUCCAAGCCUGAGUUCUGAAAAUGUGAACAACUUUCCUUCCAAGUGGGAACGGAAGUUAUGCCAGGUUGCCACUUUACUUACAUGUUGGUCCAUUCUUAAGCCUGUUGUUUGUACAGAUCAUAAUUACAUUUAACGUUAAAGUUUCAAGUGCUCGGCUGUUCCUUUGGUUACACAGUGUGAGUGACAAUGGGUCCCCUCAUUGCGGUACUGCAGUACUGGGCCCAGCGUGGCCGCCGUGGUUCCUUUCCACUUAGCUCACUCACCAACCCUUAAUUCUGGUAUGAACUGGCUCAUCCCAAGAUGUUUCCACAGACAACGUGGAGCCUCCCGUAGCGGUGCGGCGACUACAGCUUUUGUCUCUCAGGGCUCUAAGUGGUGAGACAGCCAGCCUGCAACGCGA